UUUUUUAUAACUUAUGACGACUUAUAGCCAUGAUUAUAGUUUAUUGCUGAUCUAAGAAGUUUAAUGCUGAACCGAAGAAGACUAACGAGCGUUAAUGGGUUUAAUUAGUUGGGAAGAUCAUUUUUAAAGGCCUUGCAAAUGCUUUGUAGACCAUUCGACUCCCCUUUGGCCGUACAAAUAGCUAAGCGUAGGGUGGAAGAGGAAUACGCAGUUGUGGGAACUUGGGAAGAAACGAAUAUUACCUUGACGGUGUUGGAACAUUAUAUACCGCGUUAUUUCGCACGUGCGACAACGAUCUAUCCAAUUUUUGCGGAAAAACUUAAGAAUCGGAAUCGCAACAAUCGCAAACCAAUAGUCGAUGAAGAUGUCAAAGCGAUGGUGCGAAGGAAUUUCACAAAUGAAUACGAGUUUUAUAAUUUCUGCAAACAGCGUCUAUAUAAACAAUAUAUUGCCAUCAAGCGAUCGCAAUUGGAGCAAGUGUAUUUAUCGUAAGAUGUAGAACUCUUUUGAGUCAGAACUGUUGCUAUUACAGCACUAUCUCAUUGUAUCCAAAGUUAGAGAAUAAACAUUAUUACAAACCAUUUUGAAGAGUAUUUUCCUUUAGAGAGUGACAAAAGAAAGAGAAACUUUAGCACACGUAUCGAAAGUGAAUAACUUCUCAACUCAUACAGAUUGCCUCAUUAUUUGUGUCUCAUUCUGCGCUCAAUCUCAAUUCUCUGUAUAUUUCAUCGUUAUCAAAUCCCCCCACUUAGCCCAACUCCAAACCCCAAUCCU
Drosophila sulfurigaster albostrigata is the source of this 774-nucleotide messenger RNA. RefSeq names its product heparan sulfate 2-O-sulfotransferase pipe-like. Bases 139 to 492 code for a protein of 117 amino acids. NCBI's taxonomy places the organism in Eukaryota, Metazoa, Arthropoda, Insecta, Diptera, Drosophilidae. Gene Ontology annotation, molecular function: sulfotransferase activity. The record is from RefSeq and is a predicted model, not a curated record. Gene Ontology annotation, cellular component: membrane. The transcript is spliced from 2 exons.